AUGAAUGAAGACAUUUAUCAAUGGAUACAGGAGGCUAGAAAUUAUGGGUUUUAAGGAUGAAAAUAGACAAAGCUUAACGUGGGCAGCCCUGGUGAGUGGUCAGCUGGAAGGGCAAUGCUGACGCAGAGUGAAACAGCACCAUGGAAACCAGCAGCUGAUCUGAUGCGCAGGCUUGACAGCAUACAAUCAUAUCACCACAGAUAGUGUAAGAGGAUCUUUGGUUGAGUUACAGUUCGGGUUUUCAUCAGUUUUACACAUGAUAAACAUGAGGGAAACAAGAAGGCUGUGAUGAUGAAUGGGACUGACACAACACUGAUUGUCAGUUCAUCGGAGUUCCGCUACCCUGUCACUGUAACAGUGUGUCUAUGCUUUGCAUACAUGACGGUGUUUCUGGUGGGAAUCGUAGGCAACAGCUUUGUGGUAAUGGUGGUCUAUCGGAGCCCUAAGAUGCGUUCCUCAACGAAUCUCUUCAUUGCAAACCUCGCCUGUGCAGAUCUCCUGGUUAACAUCAUAUGCCUGCCUUUCACUUUGGUCAGCAACAUUAUGUCAGCUUGGACAAUGGGAUGGCUGGUCUGCAAGACAGUCCCCUACCUACAAGGGGUAUCAGUGAAUGCCUCCAUCAACACAUUAGUAGCAAUAUCCAUCGAAAGAUGUUUUGCCAUCUGCUACCCCAUGCGAUGGCAGAUCUCGACUAGGUCAUCCAAGAGAAUCAUACUGGCAAUAUGGUUCAUCUCCUUCACCAUUACUCUGCCAUGGGCAUUGUUUUUUAAGCUACAGCCUUUAUAUGAAGGCAGUGAUAUACAGACUUGCCUGGAGAUGUGGCCAACAAAGUACAGUGGAAAUAUGUACUUCAUCAUUGCAAAUCUCAUCAUGUGUUACCUCCUACCUCUGUCUGUCAUAUCAGCAUGUUACCUCUUGAUCUGGAGACGUGUCUUCCUCCGGCAACCUCCAGGUGAACCUCUCCAGAGCACAGACAAAAUUAUUCAAAAGUCAAAAGUGAAAGUUGUGAAGAUGUUAAUGACUGUUAUUAUUUUAUUUGCUUUUUCGUGGUUACCAUUAUAUUUAAUUUUUACACGGAUAAAGCUAGGAGGACCGAUAGACUCUGAAAUUGAGGAAACAGUUAUAUUUGUUGUUCUACCGUUUGCACAAUGGUUGGGUGCUUCAAAUUCGUGCAUAAAUCCCAUUCUAUACGCCUAUUUUAAUAGAAAAUUUAGGUUAGGUUUCAAAGCAAUAAUAUACAGCAGAUCUUGCUGUAGUCCGCUCUACUAUGCUCCCUCUGGAAGUGAUCUGAGAACUGUUAGCAGUAAGCAGACGUUGUUUUUCACAGCAAAUGUUCGGGAAGUGACAAUAAAAGAAUUCCAAAGUAGAAAAUCAAAAUCUUGUGCUGUUUUGUUUAAUGACAGUGUACAACUUAGCAAUAAUAGUUUGAACAAAAGUAAACAAGUUGUAUUUCCAAAGAUAACCCUGAGUUUUCGUUCAGUAAGCGUUGAUAAUAUUUAUAACAAACCUGUUGGGAAAAAAGGUAAAGACAUUUUUCUUUAAAAUAUAUAUUGAAUCCAGUAAAGAGGACAAUAAGAUCUAAAAACUGAAGAAAGUGUUUAUGCUCCUAAUUGAGAUAUAACUCCCGGGCUCUUCCCUCAUGAGAUGCCUAGGGUUUUACUAUUAAACAUAACAUUGUUUGUCGAGAUUAAAUAGAAUAUUUUUAUAUUAUAACUUUAAAAAAAUGAAAAUUUGUUAUAUUCUAUGCUUUAACACUGAAAAUAAUAAUGAAAAACAAAUGAAUUUAUCAUGCUGAGGAAAAAAAUUUAUGUA
Messenger RNA from Homalodisca vitripennis (glassy-winged sharpshooter), 1812 nucleotides. RefSeq names its product neuropeptide SIFamide receptor-like. Gene Ontology annotation, cellular component: membrane. The coding region runs from base 289 to 1542 and encodes 417 amino acids. The record is from RefSeq and is a predicted model, not a curated record. Gene Ontology annotation, molecular function: neuropeptide Y receptor activity; peptide binding. The transcript is spliced from 4 exons. NCBI's taxonomy places the organism in Eukaryota, Metazoa, Arthropoda, Insecta, Hemiptera, Cicadellidae. Gene Ontology annotation, biological process: G protein-coupled receptor signaling pathway.